GAAUAUUUAUGAAUAAACGUAAGAUUAAUCACAUAACGUAAUGAGACUAAUGAGUGCAGUUGAUUAUACGAAUAUUUAUUUUAUAAAUAGACUCGAGCAUGUGCAGACUUCGGAACGUAUCACGAGAUUUUGACAGAUUCCGUAGCGCAAAAUGUCAUUCAAAGUGAUGUAGGUUAUGUUGUCUAUAUUUUAUAUAAAAUGUAAUUAGUAACAUAAAUUAAUAGUGCUGGUGGCGUAAAACACAAUAUGAACACUUCACCCACCAAAACCAAACAGAAGCUGUCGUUACGGAAACGGUUGUUCGUUAAAAAGUCACCCAAAGUUGGCUGCUAUGUCGAUACAGAUUCCAAUGAUGAGUUUUCACAGUCGACGUCUCGUCCGAUUUCCCCGGCCGACCCAUUCCUUGCUCAUAGUCAGUUACAAGUUGAUACGAGCCUGGAGUCUAUCGAUAACCACAAGAAUGCGUCGGAGCCGUUUAGCAACAACACAAGCCAAGGCAGUGAUCACUUUCACAAGGACGACGAUACCAAUCCUCAGUGCUGUAAAACAUUCUUCAGAAGAUCUCGGCCGAGGAGUCUAGUAGAAGCACAAUCAAAACCUGACACCAAUUCUAGACCAUGCAGCCCAGUCACUAGCAAUAGUCAUAGUGAAAACUCAGUCUCACAAACCAAGUCUGAAGAAAUACCCAAAGUUACUGUUAAGUUUCCAAGGAAUGACGAUCCUCGAAAGUACUUUGAACAUUCAGGGUCCUUUGAAGGUAUAAAACCAAAGAGUAAACUGUUUGUCAAGAGAUUAUCAGCUGAUCAUUUAAUAUCUAACGACACCAAACCACUGUUUCAUACAUCAUCUCCUGAAAGUGAUAGAAGCAGUUCCUUAGAUCGCAAAAGAAGGACAAAGUCAACAAUAACCAGAUCUCAUUCCCGUGCGGGUAGCACAGACAGCUUGGUUCGCAACUCUCUGCUCGCUGCUCAGGUGCUUCGGCUCAUUCCCACUCAGGAGGCGAGGGAGAGGAAUUAUUUGUAUGGGCGACUAGCAUCCCACUCCCUUCUGGGUGCUGCUGAGUUGGAACACGUCUUUCCAGAAAGGGAGGUGAAAAUAUUCGUGGGAACAUGGAAUAUGAAUGGCCAAGCUCCACCCAAAGAACUAGCUGACUUUAUUUUCCCGAACCAAGUGAAACACGUGCCAGACAUAUUCGCCAUCGGCACUCAGGAGUCAUAUUCGGAGCGGACAGAGUGGGAAAUAACCAUUCAGGAAGUCUUAGGACCGUCACAUUUACUCCUUCACUCUUAUUAUUUAGGAACAAUCCACUUAACAGUAUUCAUCAGAAGAGAUCUAAUAUGGUUCUGCUCGCUACCAGAAGACGCCAGCCUGUCUGUACGGCCGGGUACCGCCUUCCGGACGAAAGGCGCUGUGGCCAUAUCGUUCGCGCUGUUCGGCUCGACCUUUCUGUUCGUGACCGCGCACUUGACCGCGCACCAGGAGAAGGUCAAAGAGAGAGUCUCGGAUAUCAAGAGAAUAAUUAGGGCUAUCGAUUUACCAAAGAAUUUGCCGUGCAGACAUAAAAGUAAAGAUGUGACAAACAACUUUGAUUACGUUUUCUGGUGCGGUGAUCUAAAUUUUCGGCUGGGUGAACCGAGAACUGCUGUUUUACGGUGGAUAGAGCAGACUGAAUUCCCACUGCCUCAUCACCUACCGCACGGUCUGCUGCACGCCGACCAGCUGACGGCCGUGCUGGAGGACGGCGCCGCCUUCAGAGACUUCCGAGAGGCGCCCAUCACCUUCCCGCCCACAUAUAAGUACGAUCCUGGCAGUCAGCAAUUCGACACUUCAAGCAAACAGCGCGCCCCGGCCUACACCGAUCGGAUACUCUUCAAGGCCAGGACUAUGACUGGGAACUCCUCGGCCUUCUCAGUGAUUUCAGGUCUACGCCGUUUGAGCGCAGUUCCAGUGCAGUCGGGGUUGAAGUGUGAAUUAUACAACUCUGUGCAGUCGAUAUGCACCAGCGACCAUAAGCCGGUGUGGGGCUUGUUCUCGGCCGCGCUCCGCCCUGGCACCGACGUGGUCCCUCUAGCGGCGGGGCUGUUCAACCGCGAGGUGUACCUCGAGGGCAUCAAGCGUAGACGAGCAGUUCUCGACCACGCGCCCGGCACGUCCGCCGUCUGCGCCAUUCAAUAACCCAACCACAUAAUUGCUUUACUAAAAUAGACGUCCGGUACGACAUACACAUGUAGUGCAUAAUUAUUUUACAUCGUUUCUUCACGGAAACGUACGAACGAGUCUUGCUUUUUCGUCAGUCUCGGUACAAUAAGGUUGACUGAAGUAGCAUGAAAAAUACGAACGUUUCCGAGAAAAUACGAUGGAAAAUAAUUAUGCACUACAUCCUGUAAGUGCUUAUAUUGAACCACAUAGUCCGGCUACGCAUCUGUAAUAGGGCUACGUGAAGGGAGUUUUUCGGCUCGGACCUUCGACAGAACCAUUGUAUUUGGUUGACUACCAAAAGCGUGCUAGACAUACUUAAUGGAAGAAACCAAACCCUUAGACAAAGCCCGUUGUAAAAGCGACUUUACCCUAUGCAUCAAAAUCUGUUUUGGACAAAAGAGUUGUAUGUCGUGUAGGAAGAUUGACUAGCCGGAGGUAUGUAAAUUAGACUUAGGUACAUAAGAUUACGCCCGACCAGGACGGACCUUUGUGAUUCAAGUAAGCAUUUGAAAUGCAGUUUAGCGUAACAAUGUAAGUCUAAACUGUAACUGUUGAUUCGGACACUAUUUUAAUAAGGCAAUUAUUAAUGUUAUAAUAUUUUCUAAUGGUGUUAUUCAUAAACGCGUUACUAGCCUGAAUUACCUAUGAAUCGUUUGUCUUUAUCUGUCAUUUUGACUUAUGUAUUUGUAUGAAAGGAAUAAAACAUAAUUUAACUAAAUCAGGCCCGUAAAGUUUUAUGUAUAAGGGGGUAAAACUUUUUUGUUACGGGGCUAAGUAUGUUUCUAAUAUCUUAUAUCAGUAUUUUAAUCAAGGUGCCACAUUUGGGUUUAUGUUUGUUUAGUUAAUAUUGUAAUAAAUAUCUGUAAUUCUGAAUGUAGGGAACAAUAUACAUAACAAUGGUUUAAUUUCUUUUGAAAUUAAGCUUAAUGCACAAUUUCGAAUUGUAGAUAUGCACAAAUUAUUAGUAGUAUCAAGGUCCUUUGAUAUUUAAAAAUUUCGGUUUUUAUUUAAUAACAACCCAUUACAUUAUUAUUUAUUUAAAAAUAUAUUUGUUCAGUACCAAAAGGUACUUCAAAUAUUCUAUUUAUAUAGGUAUUAUUAAAAAAAAACAGGGCUUAACUGACCUACAAAAUCAUGGUUCAAAAGAGGUUAUUUAGUACAAAGUUUAUUUACUUAUUUAAAAUAUAUUUUUCAAUAAGUUGCUCAUUUUACAACGCAAUAUUUUAUUUUUGAAUAUUAUUUAUAGUGCAGAAUCGCACAAAUAGGUACAAAAUGAAUGUUUAUGUUUACAGUAUUGUGUUAAGGGCCCACUGAUUGACAGUCCGCCGGCGGACUGUUAAUCAGUGGGCCCCUUUACGAAUAUUAUUUCAAGUUUCGUUACCUGGUUAAUUGAGAUAAGUGCUCAAAUAAGUUGGAAUUAAGACACAUGAUAAACACACGAAAGAAGACAUUGAAAUAUAUUAAUUUUGUUAUAUUUAAGUUGUUUAAGCUGUACCAAAAAAAGACAUCGUCUAGUCAUUGUAUUGUUGUGUUGCAACCGAGUACUUAAGUACCUACAUAUUUUAUUUUAAAAAAUUUGCUUAUUAAAUUUUGUUAUUACUUAAUGGCUUUUUACGGUAUGUUAGAAGUUGGAAUUGGAGUGGAUCUGACAAUCACGUUAGAGCUAUAGAAUCCCAAUUUUAAAGUAUUUCAUAAUAUUACAAGAAUUGCCUGUCCAAUAUCACUUUUAAAAUUCCAGAUACGUGUAACUAAGUUAUUUUUUAAAUUCUAAUCUUUUCAUUUAGGCAGUAUACCUAAAGACGUUAUUCGAAACGAUUCAUUUGACAACGAUGCGAUGAUUUGCAAAUGUUCACUUAAUUCACUUAAAUGUUCACUUAAUGACCUUAAUUGUGACUGAGUACUCUGACCACCACAAUUCCAAACUCUUACCAACUGUCUACAUAUAUGUAAAAUGGGUUCCAUGCCAAUGAUAUGUCAUAAUUUAGGUAUUAGUACAAGUAUGUGCAUGAGAUGUCCAUAAGUCAUAAAACUAAUUGCUUAUUUCUUAAUAUUACGUUUUAAAAAAGCUGUUUAACCGUUAAAAUAUUGAUGUUUUCUGUAGAGGUUUUAAGGUGCUUUUUCAAUGAUGGAGCGAGGCAAGGACCGAAUUCAAAUUGGAUCCCUAACAAACAAAUAGGUACCUACCUAGUAACACCACCGUUGUGAUGUCUUGCCUCGUCGUUAAAAAAAAACACCAUUGUAACCGUCCAAUCUAUUGAACUUUCUAUCUUAAGGUUCGGCCACACCGCUGCUCAAAAGGCUCUUUUGAGCAGCGGUAUCGCACGGAAUCGCAGUGACGUGCCUUAACUGUCAUAUACGCCGCAUUGACAUAUGUCUAUAUAUGUCAAUGAUACGCCCGCCGUGACGUGCCUCAUGUGAAACUACGAUGCGUUUGAGCAGCGGUGUAGAGAGCUUGCGGUAAAGUCGUGACGUUUACGGCACGUCACUGUGAUUCCCUACAGUAACCGUAUUAUGAGCAGCGGUGUGGCCGAUCCUUUAUAAUAAUACAUUUGAUUGAUUGAUCAUUUUUUGACUCGCAAAAAAUUUAAUUAAGUUGAUUGGAUUGGAGUAGCCUUGCGUUUUAAUCGUUGCGAUGAGUUACAUUUAAAAUGAACGCGCUUUAUGUAUUAUUUUUAAGUCAUUAACAUUAUUAAAUGUUUCUAAUUAUAUUAGCUCUGUGUUGUAUAUGAAAGUAUCUUAGAACUGAUACUUUAUUUAAAGUGGUUAGUACUGUUAGUAGCCCAGGUAGGAAAUAAUGAGCUUGUACUUAAAUGUAAGAUAGAUGUGUGAUGUUUCUGAAACAGUAGCGAGGCUUCGUACCGGAGAUGACCAUUGUUGAGAUCUUUUAGGAUUCAAUUUCGAUAGGAUGCUCAGAAUGCCAGCUUUUACUAGUUUCAGAUUAGCUGACGUAUCGACUUCGAAGUCAUUAGCUUAAUUUAAGGAACCCAUCUACCAGAUAUCCGACUUUGAAGAUAUUCGUAGUAGACCAAUUACGUGAUCAAAACUAGUGAAAAUUGCCAUAAGCCAAAAUUGGCAUGGAAACCAAAGGGGUCUGCAGAUGUGAUGUCAAAGCUCUGUAUGACAAAAUUGGGUCACUAUGCAACAGCAAUCUGUAGAAUCGUCAGACAAUAAUGAGUUUGGCUGUUGGUUGGUUGAUGCUAAAACUGUUUGUAGACCCAUAGCCCCCAUAGGAGGAAUCGUUUAUUCUUGUAGUUAUAGAAAUAUCUGUUUGUUGUGUGGUCCGUGUAGUUAUAGGUAUUAGAAUAUGGGACGUGCGAAGCCUCGAUAUUCUCUGCCUUAACACUGUGUAAACAGUACCGUCUGCGAAAUGUUAAGAACAUUUCAAAUCAUGUGCUGUGAUUUACUCUGGUUUCUAGUCUGAUGUCCAUUCCAAAGUACAUAGCUACUAAAAUACCCCUUAGUUCGUGAUAAUUAAUCUUGUAGCGUGUGGUUCCAAAUACCGCGAAUGUGCUAAGACCUACCGCUAAUAGACUUAACAUCAUAUUAGUAGGUAAAGGUCAAUUCAUAACUGUCGAAUAUGCGAUCUUACGUUAUUUUAUUAUCAUACUCCACUAUACUUUUAACAUUUUAAAGCGUACAAAAAACACAAUUGCAUAAGUCAAUUUUCAAGUCAUUUCAAAGAAAACGCUAGUACAAUCAACAGCAGAAGUUGCUAAGCGGACCAGGUGUUUAUUGGCGACUUUAUAGUUAAGAGAAUAAGAGCGUGUCAAGGUAAUUUUGAACAUCUCACCCGCUUAGCAACUUCUUCUGCUGAAUGUACAUUAGGAGCACUAAGUCUUAGUAAAUGCAAACCAGUUUGAUAUACAUAUGUCAAAUUAUAAUUGUUUUUAUAGUAUAUAAUAUACCUAUAUGAUAAACUACCUUUUAUACCUUACUAAAAACUAAAAUUUGAGAUUUUUAUUCGAAUAAAAAUGUUCAAACCUACCGAUUGAUUAUAUGUACUUUCUAAACCACUAAUUUCAAUUAUUGUGAUUUUAUGAUAUCCCUACCUAGGCAUUAUAGUUGCAGAAGAGAAAAUAAAUGUAUUAGAGUCAGUUCUUACGUGGAUCAAUAAAACAAGAAGACAGAGUGUCUGUAUAGUGUUCUAAUAUUCUGCGCCAUCUAUUGAAUGAAAGUUGAGGUGUUUUGUUAGCGUCGAACAAAAUAGAUGGAACUGAGGAUGAGGAUGGUAUUCUAAUUCCAUCUGUCCAAUGUGUAUUUCCGUCUCAUAUUUAGCUUAGUGAGAGAGUGAGACGCAAUGCACAUUGGCCAAUGAAAUUGGAAUAGCACCCUGACUUUCAUUCAAUAGAUGGCGCUGCGGUAACCGAACCUGAAGACAGGUCUAAACUUCGAACAAAAUAGAUGGAACUGAGACCUACGCGAUUUUGUAUAGACGUUGUCGAUCUUCUCGUUUUAUUGGUCCAUGGUUCCUAUAAGGAGCCUAUGAGCCAAUCUGUCUAAAUAAAUCCACCAGUCUUCCAUACCUUGUAAAGUGAUGUUUGUAUGUGAACAUAAGAUUAUGCUUGUGCUUAUGCAUAUUGCAUAACAUUAUAUUAAGGCGGGAUACCACCAGUGUGCGGCACUGUGCGGCACAAGCAUAUUCAGUACAAAAUUGCUUGUGCCGCACACUGGUGGAAUCCAGCCUUUAUGCUGACGCUUUUUCACACAAGAACAAUAAUUAAAUAGGGUAAAGCAAGCCAAUAUUAACUAAUUUCUGAUGGUACUGAAGUAAUCAAUAAUAAUUGCUUUGUUUACCCUAACUAUUACAACUAGAUUAGGUAUGCUAUUUACGCUCAAAAUAUAUUUUUUGCUUCAUAAUAAAAUAAUUGUUAUUAGAAAGAGAAUAGUGAUAGGACUGAUAGGUAUAUUAAUUAAUCGUCGUCAAACUGAAACACUACUAGAAGAUUCAGUAUUUAGUUUGAGGACGGCACAAUUCUACUUAGUUUGCACAUUAUACUUAAUAGCAAUUUACACCCCGUAGUUCGGUGGAAUAGGAUGUCAUGAUUCAGUUAUAGCGGGUAAUCUGUAAUGAACUUAAAAGAACUUUAUUUUUAAGAAUAUAAGAAUGUUCGCAGGUAAAUUUGUAGCUAUUUUUGCUACUGUACAGUUGCCCUCAAAAAUCCUUUAUUAAUUAUUACUAUGGAUGCACAUGACAAUCCAACUAGUGUUCAGCGAUUUUCGAGGACGACCGUACAGCCAACUGCAUUAUUUGUUUAUAUGUAUUAUAUACCUUUUUGCAGUUGAUAUUGGUACCACCUAAUUUUACAGGCUAUUUUGGAUGACUGAAAUAAUCAUGUUACUAAAGAGUUUUCGACGGUAGUUAUAAAAGUAAAAGAUGGAUCAGAGACUAAUAAAUUAUAAAGAUUGUGAAUGUCUAGGAAAAAUCUGUGGCUUGAAAAUAAUAGUUAAACUAGACGACUCACAAGUGGUCGCAGUGCAUAAGUACAGUCAGCUGCAGAGAAAUGGUACCCACUGCAUAGAAGUUUGAUUGCAAGGUCCACCUAAUAUGUACAGUUAGGACAUAGCUGAUUGUACAUACUAUAUUGCUGAUUGUAUUUACAUAAACGCCCUAUGGACACGACUAUUGAAGCCACGACUUUUCCUUUAACAUUUUUGUAGUUGUAACGGUAUGAUAUGUGUAUUACAAAGUAUUAUUUUCACCAAAGCGAUAUUUGGCUAGUCCAUAUAUUUAUUUAGAUAAUUAUAGUAUUAAGGGAAUACUAAAAUGUUACACUAUUUAAUAAAACUUUCCUCGCU
Cydia splendana is the source of this 7995-nucleotide messenger RNA. RefSeq names its product inositol polyphosphate 5-phosphatase E (gene INPP5E). Bases 247 to 2175 code for a protein of 642 amino acids. Lineage: Eukaryota; Metazoa; Arthropoda; Insecta; Lepidoptera; Tortricidae. The record is from RefSeq and is a predicted model, not a curated record. Gene Ontology annotation, molecular function: phosphatase activity. The transcript has 10 exons. Gene Ontology annotation, biological process: phosphatidylinositol dephosphorylation.